AUGUCCAACUUUUCAUCCAAGCUUUCGAGGGUCCGCUCAGUUAAAAAGCUAUCGGCCUUUACACAUCGACAUCGUUCGCCUUCGCCAAAUCCACCUUCUUCUCCUCCUCCCUCAAGAACAUCAACGGCCUCAGAAGAACUUCCAUCAAGUAAUACCAAAUCUGAUUAUGGCAACAUGGCUCGUCAUUCAUUGCCACGUAGUCGCACUAUUAGUGCUGCUGGGAGAACAACUUCUUCUACUACAGCCAACAGCUUUGGUGAGACCUUGCGAGCCAUGUCAAGAGAAGCACAAAAUGGAGAAUUUGCGGAUGUAUUUGGAUCUUUCUUUUUCAACGACAAACGAUGUCAAAACCGGGCUUUCUUUAUGGCAGCACGAUUAAAGCAAACACUGCAGACGAUGAUUACGCCGAUUCGUCAGCCGACACCUGCUGCACUACUAUCACCUGCCGCCACACCACCAUCACAGCAACGGUAUCCUCCUGCCAACAAUAGCCAUAGCAACCAACAAUUAUGGGAAAUGAUGACGCACCGAUUAUACACGCUCAACUAUAUCCUCUUUGUGUUGCCUCCCACGUGCGAAAUUCGUUCUCGUUUCUUGAACAUGCUUGAACAACAACUUGGCCAAAUUGGUGAUGGACAACAAGUGCUUCGUCGAGGAGGGAUGGAAGUGCAUUUUGUCGUCCGAUACGUCAUGAAGCAUUAUUGGCAUCGACGACGCACGUUGGUGCAGUUUCACCAAGAUGACGAUGACGACGACAUUGAAGAAAUUGUGGAACGUGCUCGUGAGGUCAUAGAGCAUUGCUUAGAAAGUGAAUCCAAAUUGGGACAUGCUGAAAGAGAUGCCAUGUAUGUGUUCCAUGGCCUUCGUAUGGGUUUACACGGCACCUUUGAACCACGUAUUGAGCUGGAGGAGGAUCCCGAACUCAAACAUCGAUUGCUUAUGACCGUUCAAGAAAACAAACAAGUGACAAAACAGGCGUAUGUCAAUCCUUUUGAAGAUGCCGAUGCUAUUGUUACGGAAGAUGAUGAUGAUUUGGUCGGCGAGGACAUGGUCCCUUCUCGAGAAGUCGAUAGUGGAUUUUACGAUCAUUUUGCACCUUCGACAAGAGCAGCAGCUUUUUCAUGA
Molecule: messenger RNA, 1125 nt
Organism: Lichtheimia ornata
Lineage: Eukaryota; Fungi; Mucoromycota; Mucoromycetes; Mucorales; Lichtheimiaceae
Exons: 1
Coding region: 1-1125 (374 amino acids)
Source: RefSeq, a predicted model, not a curated record